GUAAAUUUUAUGCAAAUCGAAUUGAAUUCAGUUUUUUAACGGUUUUUAUUUAAUUUGUUACUUUGCAUUGUGACGUAUUUUAUUUGGAUGCAAUUUUCACCAAAUUUUGGAGCUGGCGUUCAAGGUUUUCUUACAAGUGCCGACACCUAUAAAAUCCUGGAAGGAGCAACGUCGAUGGAAUACACAAGUAGCCAAUUACCGAAUCAGAUGUAGAGGUAGUUGAAGAGGAAGACUUUGAUCGAAAAUAAAUGGAAUGAGGAGACGUGUGGUUCUGCCAAGGUCGUCCUUGUUUUUCCUUUGUCACAAGGAUUUCAUCUCCCAACAUACAUUUCCUUCUUACUUUUGCAAAAAUAUUCGACAAAUCUUCAACUUUAUUUUUGGCUACCGGAAGCGCUGUAUUACACAAGGCGUAUACUUUGCAGAAAAUGGAAUACGUCAAGUUGCAAAAGCAGACUUGUACAGUAGCAAACUGGACAGCACCUGCUGCUAUAAGCUGCCAUAUGGAUCUACCAAAAAUGGAUGAAAUCAAAGAAAGAAAUGAAAAGAGGCUGUUUGUCGUCGUCUCAACCUUGAAGGCAUUUUCGGAUGCAGCCAUAUCCUUCGACCAUAAUAUAAUAAGGCUUUAUAAAAGCAAGGACGGCGGUACCGUUAAAUUUCAAUCCAUUAUAAACACUAGCCAAAAGAUGAUUCGUUUUGUUUCGAGCAGUUGGUAUUGAUCAGACAACGCUCGUCUUUUUGUUGUUACGAUCAGCCAUCAGGUUGGCUGUGUUGAAGGGGAAUUUCAUUUUACGUGCGUCAAAAGGCGUUGUUUAGAUUGAAUGUCACGUGAUGCCGAGUUUUAACCAAUCACCGGGCAAGCAUCCACUUGCAUUUCCACAUGUGUACAAAACAGAGUUGCCCGGGGCAACGUGGCGCGACAACUCGCCUUUAUUUUUUACUACACUUGCCUAUUUGUUUAUCAGCCACUCUGCGAACAAGGCUGCUUCGUUUGCGACGUAUCUCUGCCGUGCCGUGUCGUAUUUUCCAUCGGUUUUCAGUCGAUUUUCGUCGACAUGUGUGCUGGUGACGACGGCUGGUGCCACUUGUUCAUGUUGUGAACCUCCACUUUCCUCCGGGCACUGGGUGAAGGUCUCACCGCCGUGAAAGUGUCUCCGCUUCAUCAUAUACAGCAGCCAUGUACAAACUAUUCAACAGAGGUGCUGUGGAAACACCCAAAACUCUUCCACCACCCAAGGUUGCUGCUGUAGUCAACGUGGAGGAAGAGCCACCUGCGCAGCUGAUCUUGCUGCCUUGCCCAAUCUGCUUCCGAACAUUCAAAGUAGAAUCACUGGAACGACACAAGAAUGUCUGCCAAAAAGUAGCCACCAAGAAGCGGAAGGUGUUUGAUUCUGCCAAACAGAGACUGGAAGAUUUGCCAGAUGUGCCCAAAGUCAGCUUGUCACCACAGCAACAGCAACAAAAGGUUCUGUCAUCCCCUCUGGUCAGAAGGUCGAUGUUGGAUACAUCAACUUUAAGCAAAAAAGUCCCUCCCUGGAAGGAAAAACAUCUCAGUCUGAUUAAAACUGUGCGACAAGCGAGGGGUGCCGACUCAAAUCGAUGCCCUUGCUGCGAAAGGAAUUUCGGCGAUAAGGCAUUCGAUAGGCAUGUGGAGUGGUGCAGGGAACAGCAGUCACGGAUCCCAAAAUCUCCAACAAACACAGAAGCCAAAGAACGAUGGGAAGCGCGUACUAAAUACCAAGCCCCGCUAUUACGUCGUUCGAUUCGCUCCAAGUAUUCACCUACCAGGAGCUUGUUUAGCACGUCGGGCAGUCCUGCUCCAUCAGUUGAUGGUCGACUGACAGCCCCAGACAGCGCCCAAAGUUUGAGCGGCAGUCGGGCGUCAUUGGAUUCGCGAGCUUCGUCUACGUAUUCGUACCAACCGACCAGCACGUUCAGUCGCAGUUACAAUAACUAUAACAAUUACAGCAACAACAAUAAUAACAAUAACAAUAAUAGUAUCAGCAGCCAGAAGAAAAAUUUGUACAAUAGCAAUACGUUGGGUCGGGCCAGCGGAAGUGCUUUUUUGCGCCAUACCAACGACCGUCGCUCGCUUCGCGUCUCGCCUCCAUCUCCGCCACCCAUUCGUCGCGUUGUCGAAUCGCCGCCCGUCCGGCGUGUCGUCGAUCCGCCGUUGGCAGUCACUUUGACCCCUCUCAACAAUAACAGGACGUCAGCGCUGAGGGCUAGUCUGCGAAUGAAGAAUCCGUUUACGUCUAUGGCCAGUUCUUUUCAAUCCAAUCCCACUCCAGCGAAACCGACAGUAGCACGACAGCCGACUCUGGUUGUUCCAGCGUCUCCACCGGCAGCCAAUAAACGCCCGACUGUGUUGCAAUUGUUUACGUCAGCAUUCAGCCGACCGAGUCCAGUAGCGCCGGCCAAGAAUCGUGGUAAUGCGACAACUUCGAGUCUCUCUGUUGGACAGUUGGGUCAGGGAAGGCGAUCAGAACCAGAGGGUGUCGAAUCGAAAUUGAUGACUGGCAGCUGUUACAAUUAUUCAGCGCCAAGUAAAAUCAAACCCAGCAGAUCUACUCCUAAUCUUGGGAAGCGUUUGGUGGUUGGAACCUGUCUUCUCCCUAACAAAAUCCGCCCAUUAACUUACACAAAACAAGCGAGAAGGUUCGGGAGUGACAAUUAUAAUCCAUAUUUGUCAGCUGAACGCCAGAUGGCUGAACUCUUUGACGAUCGUCCGAAAAAAGAGCAAUUAACGAAAGAGCACAAAAUGACCGAUGAUUUGACCCCGACCUCCACCAGUAGCAUCAGCAAUACUAGCACGACGACCAAUCAGCCCGAUGAUACGGCCAGUAUGGAGCAGCUGGAACAAGAUUUGAAGAGUAUCCUGUCUGAAAUCAGUCAGCUGGGCCAAACGAGUACCCAUGAAAGGGAGGCCAGCUGGCAGAAUAAAAAAUCAGCUGCCAUGACACCGUCCGUUCGGUUAUCAACUGCCAGCAACAAUCCGUCAACAAUAUCGCCCACUACGACUUCCGUUCCGACAGUGGGGCAAUCAAUGGAGGAGGAGUCGAAACCAGUUCCAAAAUUUUGUCAUUCGUGUGGCGCUUCUUACCCUGAACGUCAUACGGUCAAAUUUUGCUGCCAAUGCGGUGCUCGUCGACUUUAUGUCUUGAAGAAAAAGAAAAAAACAAGAGCCUUUUCAGAGUCCCAUACAUUUCUUAUUUUCUUAUUUAACAACUCUAUCUGUUUUGUUUAUUUUUGCUUUAACCCCAGAUUAUUACUAAUCUGAUUCACGGGGUGAAGGUGCAAAAAGGGGUUGGCCAAUCAACAAAGAGACCACACCCAUUGAUUUUAUCCCUUACGUUUUUUAAGAUUAUUUCUUUUUUUCAUUGUAUUUUUUUACCUUUUUGGUGCUAUUACUGUCCAAUUUGUCAGCGUAUAACUUGUUUCCGUCCCCCGUCAGCAACAGUGCUUCAAUGACAACUGACCAAUCAACGAGUAAAGUUCUUUAUUUUGAAUCUUCGCUUUUGCGUUCCGCAUUUUUUUGUCGAUACAAAGUAAACACAAUACGGCCGAAUGCGUGAAAAUGUGCAACCACCAAAAUGAUGACAAACUGUAACAAACAUUUUCCGCCGUUAGAUGGCAGAGCAACGGUCUUAAUCAAACUUGUGUGUUCUUGUAUUCGUGCGUGCGUGUGUGUGUGUGUGUGUAUAACGGACCAAAUUUUUUGUUCGCCUUUAUUUGUCAUGCUGCCUUCUACCAUUUGUUUCUUUUUGUUAAUCAUUUGAAUAAUGCAAAAAAUCAACUUUUUAUUGGAAAA
Molecule: messenger RNA, 3808 nt
Organism: Daphnia magna
Lineage: Eukaryota; Metazoa; Arthropoda; Branchiopoda; Diplostraca; Daphniidae
Product: probable serine/threonine-protein kinase nek3
Exons: 9
Coding region: 1175-3277 (700 amino acids)
Source: RefSeq, a predicted model, not a curated record